CCUGCGAUUACUGCAUCGGGACAUCGUGUGUAAUUUCCCCAACUAUUUAAAUACCACGCAAAUCCUCCGAGGUACUCCCUUGAACGACCCUCUUACGAUUCAUGCCCGCUGAGUUGACGGAUUCCAAGAUGAAACGACGAACGCGACGAAAGGGAACCGAAGACUUCUACAAGUUUGACAGCGCUCUUGCCCGAGAAGUCGAAGAUAAACGUAGCAGAGGUUUGGUGAGCUGCGCCGAAUGUAGGCGGCUCAAAAUCAAGUGCGACAAGCAGAUACCAUGCCAAUCAUGCCAACGUCGAGGUUGCGCUACCCUAUGUCCUAACGGCAGUUUAUCGACGGGUCAAGGUACACGUUUUGUACUAGCGGCAACCGAGCACCUCCAUCGGAAAGUUGCACGUCUUACUGGUCGAAUACGUCAACUGGAAGAUGCUCUAUCAACGACGCAGGCUCAGUUCUCCGAUGCUCCCCAUCCACUACUCCAUGAUGACUUCGCGGAAAGCGAAGGUUCACCCUGCGCCGAUGUACCUCUAGAUAUGUCGGAAAUGGCUUCAAUGACCGAGGUCCCGGAUAUGCACGGCACCCUUGCCGUCUCCGACCACGGUAUCUCUCGAUUCUUCGGACUCACCGGCGGAUUGGAGAGUUACUUCCUCGCCUCUUCCUGUACGUCACCGGAGAGCGAAACCCAUAGUCCGGACUCACGGCUUGGUUCUUUGAGCCCAACGUCAACGGUAUCGCCAGCGAAUGAUCUCGCAGUUCUUUCCCAAGGUUUUCCUUUCUCCCCGGUGAGAAACAGUGAUGAUACUUACGACGUCAUCCGGGACCAUCUGCCCGUCUGGGAUCAGGCGCUCAUGUUGACGAGCGCUUACUUUGGACAAUUUUCUUGGAUCUUUCAUGGUGUCGCGCGCGAGCAGAUUGACGAGAUACUGCCUGUUAUCUACCGAAAGCAGAGCGCACCAUCCACAGACGAUGAUCACACUGGUCCUCACGAUCUCGCGCUGCUGUUCGUUGUAUUGGCCAUUGGGUCCUUGGUGGAUGGGGAACGCGGCGCUGAACAAGCAGCACGCUUCCAUCAAGUUUCCAAGGCGGCGAUCUGUCUUCAGUCUGUCUUGGAGAAGCCGUCAAUUGUCACUGUUCAGUGCCUUCAUCUCAUGAGUGUAUACAACGCCAUGAAUGGCGGUGAUGCGGCAAAUGGUACGACUAUGGAGACAACCUGGUCGUUGACUCAUCUCGCUGUGCACUUGGGGCAUACCGUGAGUCUUCACCGCGACAGCGAACGCUGGGGUCUUUCGAACAAGAUGAUUCAACGUCGUCGUAACCUGUUCGUUGAUCUUUACGUGGCAGAUGCGUGGCAGAGUCUUCAUACCGGUCGCCCGCCCUCAUUCUCGAUGGCAUAUUCGGAUUGCCAUUUCCCCGAGUACGACUCGAGUCAGGGAAGCCCCAACGACGUCCAGUUUUGCAUAUUCCAAUUCCGAUUCGCAUCAGAAUGCGUCUCUUUUGUGUUAUCCCAUACACUUACCGUCGAAGCGCCGACUUAUGCGACCAUUUUGGAACUGGAUCGCAAAGUUCGCGAUUACCCUCUGCCAGAUUCUCUGUACCCGCAGGGCGAUACACCGACUUCCUGGCAACGCUUUGUUCUUGAUCAUAUUCGGGAGUCAGUGUUGAUGUAUGUCCACAGAAGCUACUUUGCGCAGGCCCUGAUCGAACAGCCGGACAAUCCGCUAAAGAGUAACUACGCGACCUCAGUACUGGUUACAAUGCGGUCCUCUGCGACUAUUCUUAGAUGCGUUCGAGACCAAUUCAGUCAAUGGGAUAGCGCCUGUGGUCGAUAUUGGGUCAUGUGGACUUUAGCCUUUUCCGCAGCUGUAGUUUUCGGUACCGUCGUCACGGGAGCUCCUCGGUCUCCGCUUGCCGGUUCUGCCAUGUCAGAACUGAACCGCGCAUGUGUUCUGUUCUCGAAAGCCGCAGUCCACAGUUCAUAUGCAAAGAAAGCUCUUCCGAUACUCACCAAACUCAGCGAAAAGGCCCAUCACGCCCUUGCAGCUGCGCAAAGUGAUGCUACACCUAUUUCCUCAGGGGACAGGGAGGGUUCAUUAUGGCCUAUCAAAGCAGAAGAUUCCACGGACGAAGAUCUUCUGAUAUUUGCCGGACAUACCCGGUUCCUCUCGGCCAAGCGUAGGACGAUGACACGCGAUUCUUCUACCUCCUCGCCCCCCAACGUUUUCCAUUACUACGACGCUGAUCGAACCCCUUCCUUCGCUGCAGAAUAUCAGCAGUCGAACGUGGCCCAAUCUCAUUACUCUUAUUCAUACGACCGAAGCCGGCCUGCCGGUCCACCGUCGACAAUGUCGAAUCCCAACUAUGCUUUCAAUUGGGCACACGAACAACAGCAUCAAAGCCCCCAUCUGCCGUCGACCGUUCCUCCUAGGCGUCUAUCACGACCGUUGCUGACUGCAGAUCGGGCCGAGCAUCCAAGGGAAAUGUAUCUGAUGUCACCGUCGUCCCCGUUAGGAAAUAUUCCAUCGACCGAUGUUAGCCUCCCCCCAUUCGUAGUUCCCUCAGAGCCAUGUCUACAGGAGCGGUGGUAUUCGUUCCUACAGAAUUCGGGCGUCAUGGAGCACGACGCAUUCAACUGAUUUCUUUUGAGCCGCACGUAUGUAUUGUUGUAAUUAUACACGCAGUUUCUCCCUCCCAUAUUAUUUGCGACGUUGUUUGCCCACCCAUGGACGGAUUGUUGUAUACAAACUGUAGCUUGUAUUCGGGUCGCUGUUUUGUAUUCUUAUCGCUUAAUUAUUGCCCUUGCCGUCGGGGGUAUAUCUAAUUUAUCACGUCUUGUUUUCAC
Messenger RNA from Guyanagaster necrorhizus, 2839 nucleotides. RefSeq lists its product as uncharacterized. The transcript is spliced from 11 exons. Gene Ontology annotation, molecular function: DNA-binding transcription factor activity, RNA polymerase II-specific; zinc ion binding; DNA binding. Gene Ontology annotation, biological process: regulation of DNA-templated transcription; DNA-templated transcription. Lineage: Eukaryota; Fungi; Basidiomycota; Agaricomycetes; Agaricales; Physalacriaceae. The record is from RefSeq and is a predicted model, not a curated record. Bases 102 to 2633 code for a protein of 843 amino acids.